AUGUAUCGCCUACUGUGUGGCAAUCGGUCCCGCACCCCACCCCCACUCCCACGCGUUGAGAUGCGCUGUUUGUAUGGUGCCUCCAAAAAAGGUCCACAAAAAGCAAUCCCCUCUGGCGUUCAUAAGCAGAGACGACACACGAUCAGGUUGGGCAGACUACAUCUUUACAACACCUCAGCUCAGAUCAAUUGCUAA
This is a messenger RNA of Bipolaris oryzae ATCC 44560, 195 nucleotides long. RefSeq lists its product as uncharacterized. The transcript has a single exon. NCBI's taxonomy places the organism in Eukaryota, Fungi, Ascomycota, Dothideomycetes, Pleosporales, Pleosporaceae. Bases 1 to 195 code for a protein of 64 amino acids. The record is from RefSeq and is a predicted model, not a curated record.